CACUCUUCGAUGCAUAUUGUCCCCGUAUCGUCGAUCUGUCCACGUGUUGUUGUGUUUCCUCUGUGACAGGUCCUCCAUGUGUUCCUGUUCUGAGUUCUCUGGUAAGUAUUCACCGUGUUCCGUCACACUGUGUGUGUGGGGGGUCCUGUCAGUUGCUCACUGUGUGUGUGGGGAUCCUGUCAGUUGCUUACUGUGUGUGUGGGGGUCCUGUCAGUGCUCACUGUGUGUGUGUGUGUGGGGGUCCUGUCAGUGCUCACUGUGUGUGUGUGUGUGGGGGUCCUGUCAGUUGCUCACUGUGUGUGUGGGGGGUCCUGUCAGUUGCUCACUGUGUGUGUGGGGAUCCUGUCAGUUGUUCACCAUUUGGGUCCUGCAAGUGUUUACCGUGUGUGUGUGUGUCCUGUAAGCAUGAUCUUUAAAGCAAGAAGAGCUUUAUUUUGUAAUGUUUGAUCACCAGGUAAACAAGUUACGUGAGCUCGCUGGACUGAGGCAAUGGGCCCCAAAAGAACGAAUUUGAAGAGGAGAAGACCAUAUCAACAUAGAAGGUGAAGUUGAGUGAAUUAUUUUCUCGGUUUUGUAUGUCAUCUUAAUGCUUUAUUUGUACCAGCCAGGCAAAGAUGCUUUUUCUUUUACGGUCAGAUCAGUCGCUUUUUUUCAGAAUCCAUAUAAAUACUGGUGACAUUUAAAUCUCUUGAUCGGGUACUCUGAAGAUGGUUUUCAAAGUUUGUCAAAUGAGUCAAGUUUUAUGUAUGGUCCCUAUUUGUGCACACUGUGUUAGUCCUUUAAUCUUAAACUGCUGGAUAAUUUGAAGGUUGGUUUAAAAAUCUCUCUUCUACACAUCCAUUGACAUGAAAUAUGUUUACACAGUAGUAAGCCCACAAUUAAUAACUUGUCCUCAAUUUCAGCUAUCUUUUUAUAUAAUAGAAAAUAAAAAUAGUGGUAUUGACAAUAUGAUAGUAAAAAUUAUACGGUGAGUUGACCAUCAAUUUUGUAUUGCUUUAAUAUAUUAAUAAUCCACCCCCAAAAAAAAGUAUGAUAGAGAAAAAAAAUCUUACACUUUUAAUGUUCCCUUACCUUGCAUUCUUAGUUUAUCUCCACACCGCUACAGGCAGACACCUCCAUAACUAAGAGACUGUUAUUCCAUUGCACGGUACAGGAUUUAUGUGAUGUGUAUUUUUUUUUUUUUUUGUAAAUCUGUUACAUUGCGGUAAUCCCUGUAUCAGGUGUGGUAGCUACUUGCCUGUGGAUGGAAUGGCACAUUAUCUAAAUAUGACAUACGUAGAUAUCCAGUAUGCAACUUAUACAAAGCCCAUAAGGCCUGAGUCCAUAGGUAAAUAUACAUGGCAUCCAAGCUACAAUAUGUGAAAUGUUAACAGAUCCUAUUUGGGGUGGACUGUAGUCCGAGAAAAGUAUGAGCGCACAAAUUGUAUCUAUGUCAGAAAUCUAACUGCAUCAUUACCGGAUCCCCAUAUGGGGGCCACUUUAAUGGCAAAGAGUAUCCCCGGGCCUGAUCGUGAGUUAAAUAAGGGAUAAGUCAUUUUUAUUCUACAAGAGCAGUUCCACUCAUCAUUUAUACAGUGGAACUGCUUUCUAAACUGGUUGCAGCCAUGCUACAGCUGCUUCCAGAUUAGGCUUCAUUCAAUUCACUGUUCCGUUAACCAUGUUAUGUGUAUUAUUCAUCAUAGCCAUAGUCUGUGGUCCGACUGUCUCUCCUCGAAAGAGCCAGAGCUCAACCCAGUUAGUGCGUGUGACUGACGGACAGCUCUGAGAAGCUGUAGUUGCUACAGUCCUAAGCCAAAGACAGAACUGAGAGGGUGCUGUAUGAACUACCAACCUUGCAAUCAAGCAAAGCUGUGAUGGUGUUUAGAAUAACCCUUUAAUCUCCAGUGGUAAAAGUACAAUGGAAUUGUUUUAGCUCUUUUUGACCUUCACCGUGGCUGUAACAACCAACUGAAUCUACCUGUUUGGGAUAAACUUGAAAAUGAGUCUGGAAUUCUGUCUGUAGCAAAAUAUGCAUUCAGAUAUCUGAAAAUGUAAAUAUAUGUAAAUCCUAUGUAAUUAUUGGUUUGUUUUUUUACCCCCUUCCCUAGACCUUCAGAUUCUGUUUCUGCUCAGACAAGUAACGAAGGGUGCUCUUCAUCCAGUAGUGCAGCAUCAUCAUCAUCAUCCUCCUCAUCGUCGUCAUCAUCUGUCCCAGGUAAGCCUAAUAUAUCAUUUCUAAUUAGUGGGGUAAUCUCGUCUGGAUCCAUCGAGAUAUCUGACUGCCUUUCUGGGGUCAAGAACGAUUUUUUUCCUAGUUUGUUGCACAAUUGGAAGUGCUUCAGACUGGGUUUUUUUGCAUUCUUUUGAAUCAACAACAAAAACAUAUGGGAGUAAGGCUGAACUUGAUGGGCACAAGUCUCUUUUCAGCCUAUGUUAUUAUUCAGAGAACCGUGUCCUGAAUUAGGGUACAGCUAUGUAUCUCACACUUUGUCUCCUAGUAUCCAUGAACAGGUUUAAAUAAAUCCAUUCAGUAAAGAUGGAUGUUGGAGUACAGUACUAUAAAUUGGGCUCCAUUCUUAAAGUUCUUAUGGUGCCAAGAGGCCCUCGGGUGCUUUCUUGUCUUAAUAGGUUAACCAUUCUCGUACGGUUUAACCCCAAAGUCUGCCUCCAGUGCCAGAUCUCCAGGUCCCCAACAGCAUCUAGCUUAUGAAACUGAGUUUCAGGAUGUGCGGAGUGCUGCUGGGCAGGGGCCCACUCAUUGGCUAGUGCGUUCUGCUGAUGCUCUAAGCCAAUCAGUAGCUCAUUAUUCAUAAAAUGUAUGAUUUUUUUUUUUGAUUUUUUUUGUUGUUGUUGUUGUUGUUGUUUCUUUGUGUGUGUUCCUUUAAGUAUUGCAAAGUGAUAACUGCUACUUUCUGGGUUAUUUUAUUAUAAUUUUUUUUAUAGAACUCCCGGGAUUUUACUAUGACCCAGAAAAGAAUCGCUACUUUCGGUUGCUCCCUGGACACAACAAUUGCAACCCUCUUACAAAAGAGAUGCUCCAGCGAAAGCAGAUGGAGCUGGAGAGACUGAAGAUGCUCAAAGAAGAGGAAAAUAGGAUUGUACGUAUUCGUCGAUAACGUAGAUCUACAAGCUUUCGUGGGUUAUGUUUCUGUUAAACAUUGUCUGAAACAUGGUCUCUAAGAUUGACUGACUGUCCCCCAUUUAAAGGAACAGUUUAAGUGUCAAAGAGGAAUCUAGAAUAUGUGUUUUUUGUUUUGUUUUUUCUUACCUCCCACCCUUGCAUUAUGCCAGACCACUUUCCUUUCAUUCCAACUUCUUCUCUUUUUUUUUUUUCUACCCAGAAAUCAACCAGGCCUGGAUUGAACGCAUCAAUGCUUGUUUUGAAAAGAAGUGUUGGAAUGAUACCUUCAACUACAUACUGCCGGUGAGUCCAGUACAGGAGAUCAGUGUCUAUUCAGUGUUUAAAAGUAAACUCUCAGCAACAUUGUAGCUCUGAAGUGGUGUUCACUUAACCGUCCCAAAAAAAUAUAUCAAAUUUCUCCAUGUUCACAUUUCAAGAGGGUUUUUUUUUGGGGGGGGGGGAGGGUUUAAUUAACUUUGCAGCAUUUCCCCUUAUUCAUGCCUCCUCUUUUUAGAAAGCAUUCCUAUUUCAGCCAAUGAGAGAUCGGCAUCAUCAUCAUCCUCUUAUUAUCUGCCCCCUUUUCCCUUAGCACAGCGUUCAUACACUAUACAGGAGACCUGCAUUUGGAGGAAGCAACAGAAUGUAUAUAGGCCAAGAACUAGCAAAUGUACUAUUACAUUUGUUAGACUCUUUGUGGCUUCAUAUUCUUCUUGUGCCCUGUGGACAUGCAAAUAUACAAUGUGAGUGCCUAGCGUUUUGCUGAUUGGAACACACUGCAAAUUGGUUGAGUCUAUUUUCCUACACUUGCAGACGUAUGCACGAGUUGAAAGUGAGCUGUAUGAUGAGUAGAAAGGUGCAAAUCGACUGCCCAGAGGAGGGUGUUGAGACUGGGCAGCACCCAUUUGAAUUAAUGUUGGUAAGUUAAAAGGUAUAAUAAAUUUGGAGAGGUGAGUGUUUUCACUGCUGGGGUUCUGGCAAAUUGACAGAUUUGUGUAUAAUCUAGCCUAGGGCCUUCUGUAUUUGAUAAGUUUGUUAGUAAAUAGAAUAACACAUUGCUGCACUGCUUAGAUGGCUAGCGGCACUCACAAGUCCUAUUAUAUUAGUCAGAAGACCGGAAAAUCUAAAUCUAAUGAUUCUCUCAUAGACACUUAAACACUUUCAUCCCUUUUUAUUUAUUUUUUUUAAAUAUAUAAUAUAUAUUUAUUUAAUUUUUAUCUCAACAGUUGAGGUGCCACACAAUGGAUUAAUUAACUAAUCACUAAGGCAGCAGGAGGGAGGAAAAGAUAUCAGGUGCCAGGAAAAGGUGUGGAUUUUUAGAUUUAAUUUUAAUUUUCAUAUAUACUUUAUAUAUAAUUUUUUUUCUUUAGGCAGACUCAAACUACAAGAGUGUGUUUACGGUAAAUGAUGCAGAUAACGGUUUCUGCAAAUUUGGACUGUUGAGUUUAAAUGGUUUGUGGAAGAAGUCGCCAACUGUGAAGAGUUACGAUACUCCAUAUUUUGCCAAUCAGAAGGUAGAGAACAAGAUUAUGUGUAUUGAUAACCUUUCUGUGGUCAGUUGAUUGAAGAACAUGCCUCAUUCUCCACAGUGCCAUUAUUCCCAUAGUAUAGGAGGAUUUCGGUUGUACAGAGCCAGAAGACCAUAUUGAACAAUGUCAUAAGCAACCAGGAAUUAAAGAGAAUGUAUUAGUUGUCAGGCCCUGAUUUCUAGUCUCCAAAACACAUGGGUCCCCAUUAGAGGAAGAGCAAAGUCUCUUCUCUCACUACAGAUAUCAUGUGAGUCUUGUCUUAUGUACUUAUGUGUCUGCGGAUAGCCAAGACAUUCAUCCGAACAUACUCCUAAGUGUUUUGAGCAUUCCAAAGGGCGAGCAAGCACUCUCUCCUUCUGUCCCUUUUAGUAAAAUGAUCUGAAACUGAAAGGUGAUUAUGGCAUAUGAAACCUCAGCCGAGUACCUUUUAACCUAAUAUCCUCUCAAUUUUGCUCACAAGGGUUGUAGUUAUAUUGGAUACAGAACUUUGUUUUGAAAGUUUUUAUGAUCUCUAAAUUAGAAUAAAUCUAUUUUUAUUAAGCCUUUAUAGCUUUUUCCAACUACUUCCCCAGAGACAUCUUUAAAAUAUGGAACCAAUGAAACAAAAGAGGUGGGGGAGUAAAAGGGGAGGGUAGGGAAGUCCAGCUGUGCUGGAGCUGUAACAUUGGUAAUAUACUCUAUUACAGGCAUAGGCAACCUUUGGCACUCCAGAUGUUGUGGACUACAUCCCCCAUAAUACUCUUACACCCAAAAUGCCUAUCCCUGCUCUAUUAUGUUGUCUUUAGGAGUGGUUCACGAAUUCAUCCCACGUAGACCAUGUAUUAUAAUAAGUGGCCAGAGUUUCCUUGAUUCCAGCCUGCUAUCUUCUUCUAGGACUCUGUUCUAGCCAUAUGCAUUUUAUAUGGUUUUUUAAUUUUUAUUUUUCAGGAAAAUACCGUGUGUCUACCUUUUUAGUUUAUAGAUUAUAAGCUUGUUUGAGCAGGGCCUCCUCCUCUUGUCUCUUUUAUGUCCAUUUACUUGUCAAAUUUCCCCUCUCUACAACCACAGAAUUGCAGCAGAGGCAUAAUCUUCAGAAUUGUUAUCUUCUAUGUGCUUUUCCAAACCGCAUUGUGUGUCAGGAGAGGUACGACGUUCUAUAUAGGCCCAGCAUAAGCCUCGGAACUUUGCAAUCUUACAGUAUGGAUAAAAACUGCAAAUACGUGAAAAGUAUAAAUGUGAAUUCCUUCAAAGUAAUUAUGUCUAAACUGAAUGGUUUUUCUUUCCCCUUAGGUGAAUGCAGCAUGUUGGGCAACUAUGACUGCUCCUGACUCUCAUAUUUUGUAUCUUUUUGUUGUUGUUGUUGUUGUUGUUGUUGUAUUACAUGUACAUGAUACAAUUUUAUAUUUUCUUAGCCGUGUGCUUUGUGCUGCCGUUUCAAACAGUUGAGUUGUGAACGAAACCAGUAACUGUGAAGAACCGAUAAGGGAAUUGCCUAUUUUGGCUAAUAUAACUGAAUUGGAUAGCUGCUUUUUUUUAUUUUUAUUUUAUUUAUUUAUUUAUUUAUUUUUAGCAAUUCUCCUCAAAUCCUUGUUUAGGGAAUAACCCUAAGUUUGUGUAUGUAUAUAUGUAUUAAAAUAAACUGUAUACUGGGGUAGUAUGGCAGGCUUCUCCUACUCUCCACUUGGCAUCCAAAUAUCGAGUGGAAUGUCUACAAAAUUCUAUGUACCAACCUUAGAAGCUGCUUUUACGUGAUUUUUGGCUUAAUUAAAGGGUUCAGGAGAUCAUCUGCACUGUUAACUAUCAGGAUGUACACUCUACAAUCAUCUGACACAAAUCAGUUUUUUACUGUGAAAUGCAAAAGAAUUGGCACAGAGUAGUGCGAUCAGUGCAGUUCUUACUCAUCCAGAUUCCCAGAGGUUUGGUAAAGAAGACCUCAUGAGAACUUUAUCUUGCUUGGAGGUGGGAUGGAAGCAAGCUCUAUCUUUCCAUGUCUUAUGUUCCUUAAUGCCAGCCUAGAGUUUGCCACCAAGGAAAGCAAGAGUCUCCGGGUUGUGUUAGCCUCAUCCCUGCUUGUUUAUUGAAAAACAUGGACGCUAACUCAGGUAAGCCGUGUGUGUGUUUCCAUAUCCACUUCCUUCUCCACAAAGGAAAUAUGUGCUAAUGUUCUACGUUCAAGGUAGACUUGAAUCCAAAGUAACAACUUGCAUUUCUAUAGUUUUAAAAUGUAACCUGUUUUGUUUUUUUAACACAUUGAAACUAUUUUACUUCAGCUGUAUUAAUGGGACACUAUAUAGUCAUCAAAACAUAUUUAACUGUAAUGAUAGAGUUUUGGUGUACAGAUCAUGCCUUGUAGUCUCACUGCCGCUUAGGAGGUAAAUCACUUUGUUUACUUAGCCCUAGUCACACCUCCCUACAUGUGACUUAUACUGCCUUUCUGAACCCUUCCUGUAAAGGGUAAUCUAAUUUUUAAACUUCCUUUAUGAUAAAUUCUGUUUAAUUUAGAUUUUCUUCCUGCACUGCUAAUAACUUGCUAGACCCUGCAGGAGCUCCUGUGUGUGAUUUUUAAAGUUCAAUUUACAGAGCAGGAGAUAACAUUUUUUUUUUUUUAAAGUAAGUAACAUCUCAUUGAAAAUGAAACCAUUCUUAUUGCUUCGAGGCUGUGCCAGUCACAGCCAGGGGAGCUGUGACUAGGGCUGCAUAAACAAACAAAAGUGAUUUUUAACUCUGAAAUGUGAGACUGCAUGGGUAUGAUCUAUAUACCAAAACUGCUUCAUUAAGCUAAAGUUGGUUUGGUGACUAUGGUGUUCCUUUAAGUUGCUACAUAAAAUUCCAAACAAACUUGGAAGGCACAAUUGCAACUAUAAAUAGUUUGGCAGUGGAAUUGUGACAUAUAACGCUAAGCACAAUGUAAGUUAUUCCCUAAAUUAAAGGGUGCUAUGCAAACAUUUUAGACUUCAUGUAGCGGAUUGUAUUGAUGCAGUCCAUAGAAAUUCGUAUAGAAAAUGUAUUUGCAUAAUUGUUUCCCUGUAUAUCUGUAAAGUGUAUGUAGUAUUCCUAUGAUUGUUCGGUAGUUUCGUACGAAUGAAACUACCGAACCAUCAGACCACCCCAGUGAGAAGUGUGCGCCUCGUUAAGCGUUCACAUUCUGCAAACCGCAGCUUAAUUGAUUCAUUGUAUGUGCCUGUGUGGUCACCAUUCGGCAUACGAACCAUGUGCGGCGGCCAUCUUAUGCAUGGAAAUCUCAGCGGUGUUUGGUCGUCGAGUGUCUGGAACUCAAAUCGGACACUCAAACAACCGAACACCGCUGAGACCUCCAGAGCUCCGUAACGCACAAACGGAGAGACUAGGCAGCACCUCGUUCGUGAAAUCAAUGUUCCGAACAAGGGAAUUAAUAUGAAUGGAAGAUUAGCUGUGGGUGGCAGGUAUUUCUAUGUGUUUUAACUCCCGAACAGAGACCGACCGCAAAGCCAAAACACAUGGAGCCUUUUUCGGAUACCACCUAGUGUGCGGUCGGUCAAAUUACACCCUCCACCUAACUCCCGAACCCCUGGUCUGAUCUGGGUGAAUUUUGGAUAUGUUAGUCACCCAGAUCAGGGCUACCAGGGGAUACCCAAAUUAUUAUUCUCACUGCUUGUUUUGGGGUACAUCUAGAAUUUAGGGAAAAGUACAGUAUGUUUAAUAGGAUUAUGUGUCACACUGAGGGGAGGAGAUGUGUGGGAGGUAACGGUUACAUUAUUGGCUGCUGGACUAAUUAUGGUGAACCCCUCCCUUGCAUGGGAGAAUGCUUUAAAAGGAGGUUGUGUGGAUUAAAUGUUAGUUCUGCUCCUGAUGCUGUGUGUCGUCCAGUCAUUGGGAUCUGUCUGGGAAUAUUCGUGGAUUACCUUGCUUGUUGGGAUUAUUACUCUAUGGUAUUUUAUUGCUUGUUCCUGAGCCUUACUGGGAUCUUUAGUGGAGUUAACCUGUGAAAGACCAGUUCUCCGCUACACUUCAUAUUAAAAGGACAUGAAUGAAGCCGAAUGUGUAUUUUUGAUUUGCUCUAUUUCUGUGAAAUUCCCCAUUAUAUGAAAUGAUUUGGUAAAUGCAUGUUAGGAUACCUGUCUGUAUUUCAUUGUUAUGAGGAGCCAUUUCUAUCUGGAGGUAAUGAUGGCUUACUAACAUUAGCCCACGUGAUCCGCUUGAAAGCCAGGCCAUUUUAUAAAGUAAAAUCUAGAAAAUACAGUUUUUAGAAGGCUAACCUAAUGGCUGCCUUCCCACCUAAUCGAGCAAUAAAAGGAAAACUAAGUGACAAGAUUGGGGUUAGUUUAUUGCAUUGACAGAAGCAGAUGUGUUUUUCCUAAGCUCCAUGAAUAAUAUACAUAGUUGCCCCUCAUUUGCUGAGUUUUGGGUUUUCUUUUUGUUUCUCUGAGCACUUGAUACUAUGGGACGCAAAUCAAAAACAGCAAAAGGUGAUCGUUAUAUGAAAAAAACACCAAAUAGCUGAUUUGCUUUUCCUGACUCCCAGACCAUAUGCAACUAAUUUGGCACCACCAAGAGAGCCUUCUUCUGAGCUUUCAGAAGAAGGCACAAGAGAGAAGCAUGACGAUCUUACUCCCAGAGAACGGACAAGACCAUACCUUGCUGAUAAAGAGCCAACUAACCUUAUGCUGUGCGUGGGACAAGUCAGUGUCAACCACAUGUACGGUCAGCUAAAGUGAUACCAGCUGGGAGAUCCCUCCAGCAACCUUAAGGGUCAGAACUCCAAGAGCCUCAAAUACGUACCUAACACCGUUGUCUGUUCAGGCCAAACCUCCCAUUGCUGAAAUAAAUUCUUAGAAAGCAAGGCAGUUAUUCAAGCCUUGCUCAUGGAAUUCAAGGUGAUGUUCACAGCAGAUCCAUCCAUUUUCUGGGAGGAAGUUACUAUUUUGUAAUGCCACAUGAGGGUGGUUGAAGAAAACACAGUAGUCCAAAGGAUGUUAUCGAGAUUUAAUUGCGGAAGUCAAGCAGCUGAAAAUUGCCACUAUGGAAGAUAUGCGCUGGAACCUAAGGAUCCCGAGUUAUUCGGGACUCUCUGCCCUCAUAAGAAAUCCCUCACCUCCUCAGAAGGCUGUGGGCCUCCCUGCUGCCGCACACAAAAGCAAAAUCUAUUAUGGCGGACUCACGUUUCCAUGUGGUUGUUCUCACAGAGCUCCUGUGGAUGCCCCAAGGGCCUUUUGGUGCAGUUCUGUUCAGAGGAAAACAGGGCAGCGCUAAUGGCAGUGACAAGAUGCUCCUCUGACCAUACCUUUUGAGACUCACGUGCUCUAAUUUUAGGGGGACUUUUCCUGCUCUUUAGUACAAUGCAGGCAGUCACCACGACCUAUCACCAACCUUCUACGCAAUAACGAUCUAUAGCAUCGAUGGGGGCUGUGAAGACAACUCACCGUACAGCAUAACGGAAAUCCCCUUCAUCUUACAAAUAUCUCAAUUGCAUCAGAGUUUACCUUAGGCUCUCCCUACUUGUUGCAGAAUCUGCAUUGUCACUGAAAACAUAUUAUACACUACCCUGGGACACAGAAAACAUAUGUCCAUUUUUAAAAUAGAAAGCCAGAAAGAUCGUGUGUGCCUCAAUGUACACCCAUACACCAGUUCACUCCAAAAACCGUGUAACGUAAAAAAAAAAGAAAUAAUAGUAACUCGCUUAUGUGUGAAAACCCCAAAGCCAAUGGUGGGUAUAAGUACACUAUUAAUGAUCUUCAAAAACCAACAUGCUUAUAAUGAUCCAGGUAUGUUAAUUUCUUCAAGCUUUAAUCACCUAAAACAUGCAAGUAGACCAUAGCAUAAAAUCACACAAAAUCUAGAGAAACAAAAAAGGAUAAUAUUGCACUUACAAACAAAAUGCCACUGACAGAGGAAAAUUGGGCACAUAACUAGGUCAAAUAGGCCUCCAAUGGUGCAUUUUCUCCAUGUCCAGCUGAAUGUCCAAUAGUUGUGUUUUUUUUUACUCCUCCUGUGAUGGUUCUGGAUCUCUCAACAGCAAGAAAAAAAUAUUUUUCUCUACAAGUAGUCCAGGCUGGAAUAUGUUGAAACUCCAAAUUGCUUUAGAAUCUGACCGGUUUUGUCUUCUGGGGCUUUGUCAAGGAAGAGCUUCUAUGACCUUUUACGCGAUGGGGGGGAGGGGGGCUGAGAAAGCAACUUAAAAGCAUCUCAGGGGCAUUGGCCUUUAUCUUGGGACUCUCCCUACCUGUUGCAAAAUCUGAAUUGUCACAGAAAACAUUCUGCACUACAAUGUGCCUUUUGCACUCAUGUUGAUAGUUUAUUUUAGUUGCAUUUUUGAUUCCUUUUAUUGUUUUGCAUACAAUAUGCAAUUCUUUGUUUGUUUCCCUAGGCUAUGCUCCCCGUUUAACCCCUUAAGGACCAAAUGUCUGGAAUAAAAGGGAAUCAUGAUAUGUCACACGUCGUGUCCAUAAGGGGUUAAGCAAAAAACAAAAAAAAACAGAUGUGGGGCUCCCUAUUUAUUCACUGGCUGUGCCAGACCUACCCUUGUGAGCCUCCAUAGAGGUCUUGUAUCACACUGGUGGUCACACACGAUAUUAACUUUUCGCUAAUUCUUCUUUUACUGUAUAGCAUACUUUUUUUGCCAUUCAACACUUAGUGGUAGCCAUGAUAUUCUUACGAUGGUGGUUAUAAGAAUGUGUAUAUGUGCUGAUGUUUACUUGUAAAUUGUCAAUGCUGUUGCAAUUUUCUUAAUCCAUAAAAUGAGGUGGUUUAUCGAUGCGCCUAUUCGCAUGAAUCUUUUUGCUAUGUACAAUUCUACUCGAUAUGUACCUGUGUCUGGUUCCUUUGCUAAAAUCGAAUAUGCUAUACGCUCAAUAGAAACAUAAAUUACAAAAAAAUAUAUAUAAGGAAAUCCUUUUGGCAGUUCAUUUAAGGAAAAAUAACUUGAGUUGAAUCAUUUCAAAUGCUGUAUAAAAUAAACACCUUUGCAAAAUCAUGCAACUCUGACAAUUAUGUCUAAAAUGUCAAGUGUGUUCGCGUAUUUUAUUAUUGUUUUUAUUUAUCUUCAGAUGGUCGCCCUGAAUUGUUUUACAAAGUAAAAAUUUCCAACACAUGGUCCUGUGCGUGGAGUUACUAUCCCUAUCAGAUGAACAACUAUGCAGUAGGUCUGUAUUAUUCUGCUCUACUGACUGUCAAACCUGUAUAUUGACUUGAAUUUUCCAAUGGUCAUUAUCUCUUUCUCUGUAAAUUGUACUUUAAUCGCAUACAGGAGGCUCUUGCAGGGUCUAGCAAUCUAUUAACAUAGCAUGGGAUAAGUAAAUCUAAAUGAAACAGAACUUGCAAUAAAAGGAAGGAUAAAAUAUAGAUGACUCUUUCCAGGAAGUGUUUAGGGAGGCUGUGCAAGUCACAUGCAGGGAGGUGUGACUAGGGUGCAUAAACAAAGUGAUUUAACUCCUAAAUUGCAGAGAAUUGAGCAGUGAUACUGCAGGGGCAUGAUUAAUACACCAAAACUGCUUCAUUAAGUUAAAGUUGUUUUGGUGACUAUAGUGUCCCUUUAAUGCUAUAUAUUUUUUUUUUUUUCCUUAACCCUUGUAUCUUCUUUAGGUUUACGGCAACAGAUACUGCUCGUUAAUAUAGUUAAAAACUUCAGACAAGCGUUUAAGACCGAAAGUGAUGUCCUUGCUCAACAGUUUGCCACGCAGGUAUGCAUUUAGAAAUACAUUGAAACGUCAAAAUGGUUAUUCACAGGUUACAUUCGUUAUGAUUGGGAUUUUAAGCAUGAUAUGCUGGAAAAUUAUAUCUCAAACAAUUGCCACUUUUGGACCACCACAAUUUAGAGUAUGUCAGAAUGAAGUAGUUAAUAUAGACUUGCUGUAUGACUGAGGUGCUAAUUAAAUUCCACAAUGUAUGACUUGGUCGUUCCAAAAGGAAAGGUGAAUGUGUAUAAGAUGUAUUCAUUGCUCUUGGCAAGCACAAUGCAUUACAUCUAUUUGCGAUAUAGUUCUAACCAUCAUCUCUGACUCUUGGACCGACCUGUGCUGUAUUUUGCUUUUCAGUCGGGAUUGCUCUACAAUGGCGGUCGAUCGGGAGAGGUUUUUGCUGUUGAUCUUCGUCUUCCUUCUACUCCAUUUAGCUGGAAGAAAGCCAUUUCUUUCCACCAUCGUUGCAGUAUCUCCUCCUUGCGUCUUCUUCAGGAUGAAAACUAUCUGAUGGUGUCUGACAUGUCUGGAAAGGUAUGCAUUAAUAAUCUGUGUUCUAUUCAGUUCAUAAGCAUUUUUUUUUAUUUUUCUUUGUCAAAACCUGCCAGGUUUUGGAAUUUAGAGUCGCACCCUGGUCUAUCUUAGUUUUCUAAUCUGCUUAUUAUUAAUUUGGGUAUUCCAGCACUGUUUACAAAGUGUAACAAUCCCUUUAAAGGGACAUUAUAGACCUCAUAGCUUAAUGAAGCAGUUUUAGUGUAUAGCUAAUUGCCUCUGCAGUCUCAUUGCACAAUUCUCUGCCAUUUAGGAGUUAAAUCACUUUUGUUUCUGUUUAAGCGGCCCUAGCCACACCUCCCUGCAUGUGGCUUUUACAGCCUGCAUGAAAUGGGGGGAAAUAAUGGUUACGUUUUCAAGCAGAUGUAAACUUGAGAGAGAGAUAUAAUUUUUAUUUUCUACUCUUUCACGAAACAUCAAGGGGUUGUUUCAUUUUUAACCUUUUAAUUUGUUUUAUUUUUUAUAUAUUUUCAAUAUUUGUUUGAAAACUAGGACAUUCCAAGAUGUUCAUCUCCACUCAGAUGUCCAUGUUACGGUUAAACUUACUCUACCACAGAUGUCUCAAAAUCUGAAUAUGGGUUUAAGAAAAUAUGGAGAAAAAAUGUUACUAAAAGUGUUAUGUAAAAGUCUUAAUACACUGCAGAAUACCGAAGGCCCACUAAAAGUAUUUACGUAACUAAACACACAUUACUAAAAUCAAGCUACAUAAAAAUUAGAUAAUGGGUUAUAAGUUCUCUUUUAAAAACACCUUCCUUUCAUUUCAUUCCAUCAGAUCAAGUUAUGGGACAUAAGAAACGUGAGGCCGGUAAAGCACUACGAGGGUCAUAAUAACAGCUACGCACUGUUGCCGCUACAUGUAAAAGAAGAUGAAGGAUUACUAUUAGCAGGUGAGAAGUUAAACUUUCUUAGAGUAAGUGACUUUUGUAAAAUGUGGACAAAUUACAUAAUAAAGCUGGCUAAUUAACUUGGUUAUGUAAGUAGUAGUCUGGCUGCAGUGUCUGUGUUCCCUCGUCCUGCAAUGUGUUCUUGCAUGCACAUUACGGACAUACACCCGAGGUGGAGCACAGAGUGAGCUCAUCGAUGGAAAAGGGUAAUAAGUACAUAACGUGGGUUUUUUUUUUUUUUUUUUACCUUUUCAUGCUGGGGUGGGGUUCAGAGGAAAUUAUAGUAUAAGGUAUACAACCUUGUAUUCAUUACACUAUAGAAUGCCUUUAAGGAUCACUUGACCCGGAGUGUUCUUAAAGAUGCAAAUUGAUCGUACUAGAGAUGAUCCAUCAAUGGGGAUGGCCCCUGCCAAUAAAGCAGAAUGGCCGUGCAACAUAUGCCGUGAUGGCCCGUGCCUACUCUCGCUGUAAGACGACCUCCCUGUUCUCUAUCCCAUGAAACCUUUUUGUUAUUUUGUGUUUUCAGUUGGCCAAGAUUGUUACACACGAAUUUGGAACCUUGAAGACACUAGGUUAUUGAGGACUAUUCCUUCCCCACAUCCAGCAUCGAAAGACUCUAUACCAAACGUGGUCUUCUCUCCUUAUCUUGGUGGAAAACAUCAAAAGGUACCUGGCCUAUUGAUGGCUGUGGAAAAAGAUCUGUACCACUUCUCAUACAACUUCAAGAAAUCUUAUUCUCUGAAAUAAAGAAAGUGUAUAACACAACUACGUGAUCAGGCUGGGUAUGAACAGAGGCUUUGUACACUUUUUUUUUUACACCAAUAGCACUUUGUGUAAACCAUAUGCUUCUUGCGUAAAGGAGACUCUUUCCAAUCUAGAUUAUUUAAGAUAAACACUGCACUGAUGCUUCUGUUAUAAGUAGCAUUUUGGGACUUGGCCCCUCCACACAGGCUAUGUUUUUUUUCUUUUAAUUUUCUUUAUUUUGACUUUAUUCUUAUGUAGCUGUAUAGUGACUUUGGUAUCAAAUAGGAUUUUAUGUAUCUUAUUAAAAUUUCCUAUUGAAAAAAAAAACUUCAUGAAGUGAACAUAAAGACAAUUUGUUGCACUCUGUAAACAUACACAAUUUCAAAGAUAUCUUUUGUGAUAGACAUGGGACAUCCUAAAAUUAGCACUUCCCUUGCUGAUGCUCAAUGUCACUUACAAUAUGGAAUCUUCAUAGAUGGUGAUACAUGAAGUGCUGGUUCAUAUUUGUGUCCGUCUCCUAUUCAACUACACAAAUAACAUUUCUCAGGAAGCUUCUUCUUCUGUGUGAAAAUAGAUGCCAAGUUUGGGUACUGGACAUGCAUAUUUUUCAUUUACCAUUACAAAAGUGUAGUUGCAAAGCACAGUAUAUCUACAGUUCAUUUUGUUAAAUUUUAUUCUGUUAUAGAAAAAAAUGAAUACAGUAAGAAUUCACUAAACUGAGAAUUCAAUGUGAAAACCUAAAACCAGGUUGUAAUCCUCCACUUCUUCUCCAGCCCAGAUGUUCUGUGGCUGUCCCAUUAGACUUUCCAAUGCAGACUUUCUCUGCAAGGCAGGUGUUCUAAGCUAUUGCUGCCUCUUGAGUUUAGCUCCACUGAGCUAACCAAACCAGGAAGUAGAAGGACCAGAUGUCUGACAACCAGGGAGUGUAACACGGUUAAUUUAUGAAAUCAUUUUGUAAAAUGAAAGGACACAGUCUUCUCACAAGAAGCACUUCAGCAAGCUAAAGUGCAUUAAGUGUUUGGAGUGUUCCUUUAACGUCACUCUGGGUUAUGAUGUUGCCAGAGGUGAAACACUGGUGAAACAAACAGAUUCCAAGCAGCAUGGCCAUUUCAAAUCCCAGAAGCGAUCACAAUGCUUGUAGUAACCCCAGGAGUACAACCACUCAGUUUCUUGCCUCUGGGCUUGAUUUUAAUAUUUGUGUAUAACGUUAGAAUGCUGAACUAAAAACGUAGCCUUUAUUCAAGUUAGUUUGCAGGCAGAGGUGCUAGAUUAACAGUUACUCGUUUUGGGUCUUCCCUGGAACUUGAGACUUUUAAAGUGAGUUUAUAUUUAAAAUAAAACUAUUGAAUAUCGCUCUAUCUGAAAAUAACUUCAAAAGCUGAUCUAAACACAGGCAUUAUUUUAAUUAUUUUUUUUGGUCCUAUAUUAAAUGAUCACAAAAUAGAACAGUUAUGAAUUCUGCAUUGCUAGGUUGUGUUUUUACCCCUAACAUACCCAGCAUCACAUAGACCUCAGCAUUUACCCCCUUAACUUCCACAUGGGACUUUUGUACCUUCAUGAGGUUUUUUUGGUGGGUGGAAUUGUGGCUCCUGCAGCUGAUAAACUGGAAAAUGCAGGCGUAGAUAUUUUUAGGCAACAAUAUGUACUUUGAAAGUCUUACCCUGCUAACCAGAGGCAAAAGUGUACCCACAAAUAUGACGUUAACAGGCAAUUUAUACAAAACAACCUAUAUUUAAGAUUACUUCUUAAGAACAGAAAACAAAACAUGACCCAUGGAAAUGCAGGAUCUCUCUUUCAUUUACAAAACUGAUGGGAAGGCACUUACAGUGUAAACAGAACAAAAUAACUUACUGAUUCUUUCUCGUUUGUAGAUUUAACACAAAUCAAAUUUGUACAAAGACACAAAUUUACACAGUCUCAGGAAUGUCAUGUUCUCUACAGAUGAGCUACUUGGUAUGGUUGUACAGCACAUGUUCUAUAUAGUUCGUUCCAUGUGAUAUUGAGGAUUACUGUAAGAUUAAUUUGAAACACUUAUUAAUUUACUAUUAGUAAAUGAUCCGGGUCCACCUGUGCUUACACUACAUAGAUUAUAACUUCUUCAAAAUAAAAGAAUGCAAAAUGCUUUAUGUUUGGAUAUAAUUAAAUGUAGAGAUGCGAUGAACUAGAGAAACUCCACAAGGGAACCUGGAUCUACAUCCAGAUCAAACUGUGCAUAGGUCAAUGGAUCUGGAUUACAGCACAUAUCACAAACCUCCAUUCAAACUCAUUUAGAAAAGUUAUAGCAUUCCCAAAUUUUUAAAUUCUGGUUUAUUAAUACAGAGGGGGGGACAAAAAAAAAAAAAAAGCUAAAGUCUAUGAACUGCCAUGCUGAAUAAAAAUAAAGUGCAAGUUCCUAUUGGCAAAGGCGUAUCCCAGAUCUUGAAUACAGUACAGAUAGAUAUAGUGUUAAAUAUGUCAGUUAAUAGAUCAGGCCCACUAUCCCAGUGACCCAAAAUGCUGCAGCACUUGUUUCUUCAUGAAGAUUUUUCAAUUGUAUCGUUUUAUUCAAUAGUUAAAAAGUGCAGAUUAUAUAUUGUCUUGUUUCCUGAACAAAGCAAUGUUGGAUGUUUAAUAUGUUGAUGGACUAAUGAAGAUGACCACAAAAAAUCGACAGAUUAGAAGCAUGCAUGCCAGACAGGCCUAAGGAUGAAAAUGGUUCCACUCAUAGCUAACCCUGAGAACGAACGGAAUUGUGAAGGACAGGAGUGGAAACAGAGGGUUAAAGGUCACCAGGUUUUUUAUUGCAAUUAAUGCAGACACGCACAGGAUGAUCCCAGCCCCGGGAUGGGACUGGUCGUCUGUCACUUGAACAUUCGUCGCAGAAACCCUGUCCGCAUGCCCGGCAGUGGUGUUUGGAUAGCUUGAUAUUAAAUUCUUUCUUGCAGUUGUAGCAGUGAGUUAUUUCAUGGUCAGGGAUCCAGUACGCAGGUCUUGCAGCAUCUUUCAUAAGUCC
Messenger RNA from Pelobates cultripes (western spadefoot toad), 17429 nucleotides. Lineage: Eukaryota; Metazoa; Chordata; Amphibia; Anura; Pelobatidae. The record is from the annotation of a GenBank genome assembly.